Dermacentor silvarum is the source of this 5563-nucleotide messenger RNA. RefSeq names its product kinesin-like protein KIF11. Gene Ontology annotation, cellular component: nucleus; spindle microtubule. Lineage: Eukaryota; Metazoa; Arthropoda; Arachnida; Ixodida; Ixodidae. The transcript is spliced from 8 exons. The record is from RefSeq and is a predicted model, not a curated record. The coding region runs from base 244 to 870 and encodes 208 amino acids. Gene Ontology annotation, molecular function: microtubule binding; ATP binding; plus-end-directed microtubule motor activity. Gene Ontology annotation, biological process: mitotic spindle assembly; microtubule-based movement.
GACUCAGUUGGGAAUGUGAGGUGGGCCGUCUUUAUUCUAUGGUGGGCCCAGCUGGUUGAAACUGGCCCCCAGACUCGUUGGAGAAACGGGAGUGACUUCAUUAAAGCUGUUGAAGUCGUACCUGAUAAGAAGGAGAUACGCGUUCAUGACAGAGUUGUUCCGGGGCAGAUCGCCAGCAAAUUGUUCGUCUUUGACAAAGUAUUUGGUCCUGAUGAAAAGCAGAUCGAUGUGUACCGGGCAGUCAUGGAGCCUACCAUAGCCGAGGUCAUGAUGGGCUACAACUGCACAGUAUUUGCAUACGGCCAAACGGGGGGUACUGGCAAGACCUACACUAUGGAAGGUAAAAGAUCAAACGCAAAUUUGAGCUGGGCAGACGACCGCUGUGGUGGUAUCAUCCCAUCUACCGUGCAGGAGUUGCUUGAAGAGCUUCAGUCCCAGGACCAUCAAUUUACCUUCAAGGUGUCCUUCCUUGAGUUGUACAAUGAGGAGCUCUUUGACCUCCUCGGAGGCCACGAUUACAAAAAGCUGAAAAUCCUCGAUGACCCUUCAAAUAAGGGUUCUGUCAUAAUCCAGGGCCUAGAGGAGAUCACGGUGCACAACUGUGAAGAAGUGUUCUUCAUACUGCAGAAGGCGGCUGCAAAACGUCAAACUGCAGCUACACUUCUCAACGCGACAUCUUCACGUAGCCAUACCGUCUUCUCGGUUACUGUUCACAUCCGCGAGACGACAGAGGAUGGCGAGGAGCUGGUGAAAACCGGCAAGCUCAACCUCGUUGACCUUGCGGGGAGCGAGAACAUUGGCCGCUCUGGGGCCAUUGACAGGAGAGCACGUGAAGCAGGCAGUUGCUUCUUACGUUGGGUCUUGUCAUAACUGCAUUGGUGGACAAGGGACCACACAUUCCGUGCAGAUACUGCAAAAUACAUUGUAACUGGAGGAAGAUGACGGGGCUUACACUCUGAAAAAGAACGAGAGGUUUGGAGCUAGAGCAAUACCUGCUGUACCUGCGAGGCAAUGCUCUGCAAGACAAGGCUCUGCAAGACAAGGCUCUGCAAUGACCGUAACACAUGGACCUGCAACAUUAUGGUAGUUAUGCCCUAAUGGCAUGUUAUGGUGUGUGUUAUGGUGUGCUUCGCACAUGCUAUAUGUAUAGCAUACAAAUUUGUGUGCAAGGGGAUCAGUAAUGUGAUUUUUGUUUGUUUUUUAUCUGCUGCCAUCUGUAGUCUCGUGAAAUAUUACAGCUCCCAAGCCAUACGAUGAGGCAUCUGUAGUGGUGGAGUGACGUGACCAGCACACCGGCUGCAUGUUGCAUACUGACAUUUUUAAUAGAGAUUCCACCAAUAUAUAUCUCCACAUUCGCUUAAGAGGGGACGUGGCUUUCGAAAUCAGCUUCCUUAUUUCUUCAUGGAUUUUGAUGAAAACUUCAAAGUUAUAUCUCAACAACUAUUUUAUACAAAUAUUUUAUCCUUUGUGCUUGUCCCAAGCUUGAAUGACUUACAAAAUAUGGUGAAGACUAGUUCAAAGCACUGUGCGUUCCAAAAUGAAUACCUAGUUGAAAGCAUGACAUCCUUAGAUUUUUUUAUUUACAACAUAACUUGUUUUAUUUUUUGUUUUGUAUGAGGCGACUACAACAGGCAUCUAGACUGAACAUCUAGUUGAAUCAUUAAUCAAUAAAAAGUCACUCUGAAAAAGCAAGAAUGUCAUGCCUUGAACUGCACUUCAAGGAACAUUGUAAAAAAAAAACUGAAUUGAAAUAGACAUAGCAGUCGCAAAGAAAUCAACGGGACUGAUAUGACUGACACCUUACGCGUGCAUGACGAGCAAAUGCCGGUUUAUUCAGUGCAUCCAUAAAGAUAUAUACAGUAGAACCCCGCUCUUACGUUCCUGGGUGCUGCGUUUUCCCGGCUGUUACGUCGUUUUCGGCCUGUCCCAGCACAGCCCCCUUAGAACCCAAUGCAUUGGUAACCUCGCUGUUACAUCGCAACUCUGGGACCGUUCCCGCAUCAUACGUCGCGAACUGCCACACCACGCCGGCCCAAGCGGCCAUUUUGACUUUUCAUGUCGCUUGGCUUGGUUGCUUGACGAUGGCAUUGGCCGCUCAAAGUGCCGGGGGCGACACUUAUUACGUAUUUUCGGUUUCCGCCAGCAAAAGUAUGGCCCUUGAGAUCCGCAUUUGCUAUCUAAAGGUGGUGUCUAUGACGCAAUUGCGGCCCUAAAAUUGGUUUUGGCUUAUCGAUGUUCCAUAUAAAGUCCCAGGGUGAUAAUGCCGUCGCCGUGCGCCGUAUGCUGUAUGUGCGAGUGGAGCCGACGACUGUGUCUCGCGCGUGAAAGAAAGAAAAGCAGGGAGGAAGCGCGCUUUUUUCUGUUGCGCUCGAGGCACCAGCGAGGUGGGAGGGAUCGGGAGGGAUAGCGGGCAGCGUUGUGCUUUGGCAUCAUACUGCGCGGCGAUGCGCGGUCGCGCAGGCGGUAUCUUGAAAGCGAUCUGCGUGGGGGCAGAGUCUACGCAGUGUAGGUGCGUCGGCGGCUCGUAGCUUUGUGCGUGCUCUGUUUUCUCGGCGCUUAGUUUGCGUUGAAGCGAUAGACAACAGCACGAAGGUCACUUCGCUCGCUUCUGCAGCGGCGCUUAAGUUCCUCACGCCAGCGUUCGACAGCGCGUGUCCGCGCUCAUCGAGUGUGAUGUGUUCAUGUUUGACUGUGGGGGCUGACACCAUGCUUGUUAAUUGGUUAAUAAGCAAAUGUUUACAAGUUUAUACGGACGAUAAAACUACUAUUCUUACUUUGUAUAGCUUAUCGCAAUCGAUACUUCGGCUGUCGGGCGAAACUACUUUUUUUCACACGUAAGAAUUAAAUAAUAUUCUGUGCAGUUAACACUACUCCCAUUUCUCAAUUUUUCCUGUUUCCCGGCUCUUGCAUUUCCCGGCUCUUAAGUUUUUUUUUUUUACGGUCCCAUGAAAAACGUAACAGCGGGGUUCUACUGUAUAAGGUCGAGGAGUGAUGUCUUAUAACAGCACAUGAUCAGGAUUCUUUUCAGACUGAAGUAACGUCACAGUACAGCGAUGCGCUAUCACAUUUCUUCUCCCUUACUUUAAGACAGUGUUCACUUAAUUUUGUGCUUGAAUCAGUUUGGUUGCUUGCGCAGAUGAGUGCUUCUGCGAAGUAGGGCUUUUUCCGCUUUACUAGUAGAAGAGGUCAUCAACGAUGCUGGUAGCGGCACUGGGUUAGGUUGCAGUACUGUGUCUGCAGUGCCAGAUGUAGCGCUUACACUGUCCACCAGGGGUGGUUGAGGAGUGGCCAGGUUUGGGUUUUCCGUUGAUGAAGGCACGUUCGCUGUGUGCACCUCUUCACUUGGAGGCAGUUCACUCAAUGGUGACCCAUCAUGCAGUACGCUCGUUGCGACUGGUCGCUCUAACUCUGUGGUGGAGCCAGCAUGGUGUGGCUGGAGGUGGUCAACAGAAAACACACGCUCAGUACCACACAUCACAUCACGCUUUUUUUUUAUGUCAGCUUGCUUUUGCUGCUUGACGCCACCAAAGCUGGGUUUGGGCAAAGAAAGCUUUGUGCAAAGAAAGCUUCGUGCAUGGUUGGCACUUUAAAAACAACUGCGCUGGGGAUUGGCCCGUUACGCUGCUAGGUGUAUUUCUGUACGCAAGGAUAUCAAUACACUCUUGCAACAAACACUGCAGUGUGUGACAUCCGGUUCAAGUACCUGCUUUAUCAACGCUCUUUUGACAGUCUGAACAGUACGCUCAGCGGCGCCGUUAAAUGCGGCAUGGUACGGUGGUGUGCGAAUAUGCUUCACACCAUUGUUCGCCAAGAAGUUAGAGAACUUCUUGGCGAACAAGUAAAAAAGUUAGAGAGGGGACGUGAACUGUGGGCCAUUAUCGCUUACUAAUGUUUCAGGCAGUCCACAAGCCACAGUGGCACUCCAUAGUUUGUUGAUCGUUCAUGUUGAUGACAUUGGCCAGACUUCUAUCUAUUUAGAAAAUGAAUCAGCCAAAGCAAGGAACACAUUAGAAUCUUUGAACGCAAAAUAAACAAGCAUCUCGAAGGGUAGCUCCACGGCUGGAGUGAUACAAGUUGCACUGCUGGCUGCACAUGGCACAUGGCCCAACGCUGCAUUCGUGCUAUGGCUAGAGUAGCUGUUGGUUUAUCCUAGACAAGGAUUCCGAGCAGUGGCUGGUGGACAGUGUGUGUGAAUUCCCUGUCAUUCAAGUAAUGAUGAAAUUUCUCAAGCCCGAAAACCAAAGUUAAAGCUUCGCGCUUACUUUGCGGAUACUUCUUUUCUGCUGCUGUUAGUGUGCGGGAGGCAAAUGCUAUGGGGCAUCUGCUGCCAUCUGUAGUCUCGUGAAAUAUUACAACUCCCAAGCCAUACGAUGAGGCAUCUGUAGUGGUGGAGUGACGUGACCAGCACACCGGCUGCUUGUUGCAUACUGAGAUUUUUAAUAGAUUCCACCAAUAUAUAUCAGCACAGGGACACAGUGUUGCCCACCUAGUAAACACUGAAACCGAAACCAGGUAAAAUAUAUGUACAGGAUACAACAUAUUUCCCUCCUUGUUUUUUUUUUUCUUUUAGUAAAUGUGUUAGUAUGUUAGUAGGCUAAUCGCACUUCGUUUAUACAUGACAACAACAAAAAAGAGCAUCAAGAAGUGCACACCGAAAUAUAUUUACACAUCAAGGAACACAACAUCAGAGAAUGCAAAAAGUAUACAGAAUCAGUAUACAUCAGUAUAUGCAUCAUUAUACUACAUCAAAACAACAACAUCAAAUAACAACAGAUCUGUACACAUUCACAGCUCGUCUCUAUAUCUGGUCGGUGGCCGUCUGUUCGGUGUGGCUGAAUACGACGGCCGGGGGGGCACGACACAAGUGGUUCCCAUUCUGUAGUGUUCACGGGAGGGCGUGGUACAGUUUCUGAUGCAGGAAACCGUUCUGCGGCUGACCUCAUUGGCGAAGCGGGGUCGGGUCGCAUCCUGCCCUUCGCACAGGUUGUGCUGCGGGAAUACUUGCCUUGGCAGGCACUGGCUGCCAGGUUGCAGGCUUUCUUCCAUUUUUUUCUGCGUCGACAGCUGCCAGCUCUACUAGCACUUUCAGCUCGCUUUGUUGUUUCGUUACAGUCUCGGUAAUCCUAGCCCUGGUGACUGCUGUUGCCAAAGUAAGCUUCGGGUCUAUUUGAAGAGCCUCUGAAAAACCUUAUCUCGGAAGCCAACUACAAACCUGUCACGAACAAUGCGCUCUUUCAUGUCGUUGAAUUUGCAACUGCUUACAAGCUUGUGAAGAGUGGUGACAAGCUCAACUGUUUUGCCUGUCUCGUGUUUGCGCCAGUUGAAGCGUGCACUCUAAUAAACCACGUUCUUUGUAUGACCAAAGUACACUUGAAACUUCUGUUUUAAAGCAUCAAAACUUUCAACCUCUUGUUGCGUAAUGUUUAGGGACUGUAGAGGGGUGUGGGGAGUGUAGUAGUCGGUACGUGUUAAGGAUGUUCAAGUCAUAGGUUUGGUGAAAUUGGCAUUUGAGUAGGGCACUUUCUCCCCGCGUGGGAGUUGAGGUGAUUGAGUGAUUCUUGAA